CUUUACAGACAUGGAAAAAGUUUAGAUUCCUCACUUUUUCGUCUAAACUUGCUAGAGGGGUUAGUCGCAACAGACAAAAGAUGACACGCACUCGGUAUGGCAUAAAUACACCUUCCCUCUUCUCCUCUGCUUCUCAGAGCUCACCAUUGAGAGAGAAGGAGAUAUCAUAACAACAACAUUUUCUCACAAAUACGAGUCGACUGACCUCCCUGCGUUGUACGGGACUGAGGGAGAGGCUCAGGACAUGGAGUGGUGGUUCUUCACCAGAAAGUAUUACAAGUACAACAAAAGCUCUCGCUCGAAUCGGAGCACGAAGAAGGGAUACUGGAAAAUCACAGGCAAGGAGCGUGGGAUUAAGGCUCGACGAUCCAAAGCUGAAAUUGGGAACAAGAGGACAUUGACUUUUUACCAGGAUCGUGUGCCGAAAUCGAACAUGACCAGCUGGGUCAUUCUUGAGUACUAUCUUCCUGGAAAUGUUGUUAUUUCGUAUCCGAAGCAGGCCCAGGGCGACUUUGUUGUCUGUCGCUUGAAGAUUAAAUCAGAUGUGAAGGAUUCUUCGGUCGGUAAUGAAGGAGAACCCGGUAGCGCUGGUGUGUCGAAUUGCAAAAAUCAAGCUGCUGAUGAAAUGAAUCAAGAGGGAAGAGAGGAGUUGCUAUUCCAUCAACCUCAGCCUCUGGAUGACUGCUGCCCCUCAGCACUGCGGUCACCGGCAUCUCAAGAGCUGGAAGCUGUUCUGCAAACCAAUAGCACUAAUGAUGAUUGUAUUAAGUUGCAAUCACCAUUUGGAGAUGGUGGUUCUUGUCUUCUAGACGGGAAUGAAGUUUCAACCUGUGAUGAAGAUGAGACGGUGUGUGAUGUGUUUCCACAGCUAUGUGAUCCGCCAGAAGAAAAUCUGGACUCACUCUUACGUCCACCUCAGCCACAAGAUCACCGCCCAUCCAUACUGCAGUCACCAAUAUACACAAGGCUGGGAAAUGAUCCACAUCCGCUUCAGCCGCAGGAUUACCAGCCCUCAAUAUUGCAGUCACCAAUAUACACAAAGUUGGGAAAUGUUUCAGAUUCCAAUCUCUAUUUUGGUGAAUGCAAUAAUUGGCAAUGUGCAUUUAAGAAAAAAGUUUCAACCAAUGAAGUUGACAUACCAGUUAGACAUAUCUUGUCUAAUUUUGAAAAUCAAGCUACAGAUUAUAGGAUUCUAAAGGUGCAUCAUCCUCAAUCCAAAGAAAAUCUGGAACCAGUGGUUUAUUCAUUCCAGCCACAAGAUUGUACUGUGCAAUCAAUGAUGUACACAAUAUAUGGAGAUGCUUUACAUAAUAUUGAAUGCAAUUAUUUGCAAUCUUCGCUUGCGAACUAUGACUCUUCUGUCACAAAGUUGUUGAAUACAAGCACUGCUGACCAGGAUUAUUACUCUUCUGAUCAAACAACACAGACUCCUUCCAUAGACUCCAACCUGCCAACGUCACUGAGAAGGGUCUACCAUGGGGAUAGUGGAGUAAGCAGGUAUGAUACAUACACUGAAGUAGCCCAUGGAAGUGUACAAUAUUUGUCUGCAGUAGCUAUUGGAAAUACCCUCCAAUGUAGCUAAUGAACUACAAGAGUAUGAUAUUAUCCUGUAGCUAAUGGAUAGGCCUUUGAAGGAAUUGAAGAUGAAGCUUUUCAAAUAUGAGAUAUCAAUGCUUGUACUAACCGCUCCCGGAGGAAGUGGGAAAACUACACUGGCAACAAAGUUUUGUCAAGAUGGAGAAGUCAGAGAUAAAUUCAAGAACAAUAUCUUCUUUCUAACUGUUUCCAAGAGCCCAACUUAGACCUUGUACAAGAGAACGCAAAGGUUCCCAGAUACCCGAUUUUCAAAAUGAAGUAACUGCAGUUAAUUGGCUACACGAUUUUCUAGACCA
Messenger RNA from Rosa rugosa (rugosa rose), 1892 nucleotides. RefSeq lists its product as uncharacterized. The record is from RefSeq and is a predicted model, not a curated record. The transcript has 6 exons. Gene Ontology annotation, molecular function: DNA binding. Gene Ontology annotation, biological process: regulation of DNA-templated transcription. Lineage: Eukaryota; Viridiplantae; Streptophyta; Magnoliopsida; Rosales; Rosaceae. Bases 245 to 1582 code for a protein of 445 amino acids.